AUGCGCCGGAUGCACGCCGAGUGGAUGGCGGAGCACGGUAGGGUCUACAACGCCACCGGAGAGGGGAAGCGACGGUUUGAGGUGUUCAGGGACAACCUUCGCGACAUCGACCAGCACAACGCUGCCACCGACGCCGGGGUUCACUCCUUCCGCCUCGGACUCAACCCCUUCUCCGACCUUACCUACGAGGAGUUCCAAAGCAGGUAUCUCGGCGCCCAGACCAAGCCGCAGAGGGAGCGGAAGCUCAGUGUCAGUUUACAGGCCGAAGUCAACGUGGAGCUAGCGGAGUCUGUCGACUGGAGGAAGAAGGGGGCCGUUGGUCCUGUCAAGAACCAGGGCUCUUGCUGGUUCAGCAACCAGGACACCCUUUUUCAAUAUGGCAUUGAUUUAGUGGCCUCUAAGUAG
Molecule: messenger RNA, 405 nt
Organism: Triticum aestivum (bread wheat)
Lineage: Eukaryota; Viridiplantae; Streptophyta; Magnoliopsida; Poales; Poaceae
Product: oryzain alpha chain-like
Exons: 2
Coding region: 1-405 (134 amino acids)
Molecular function (GO): cysteine-type peptidase activity
Source: RefSeq, a predicted model, not a curated record